Molecule: messenger RNA, 3658 nt
Organism: Amoebophrya sp. A25
Lineage: Eukaryota; Dinophyceae; Syndiniales; Amoebophryaceae
Source: the annotation of a GenBank genome assembly
AUGGGUGCCUGUCAGUGUGGUGUCCCGAGGCGACUGCAGGGUCGAAAGCGGUCCUCUGAUGUGCAGGAAUUUCAUGGCGCUCGAAGUCCUUCACCCACCGAACUAGGGAAUAGGGACAGAGGCAGACCGCAGGCUGAGGGGGAACAGGCUCCACCAACUAAGAACCAAGAUGUGGAGGACCCACACGGUGACAACGCUAUAGGUGCUAAUGCAGCAGUCAAGACAAAUUCGUCGACAUCACAUCUUCAAGUAUCCUCAGCCGGUGAGUCUAGGCAGCAGAUACUAGAUACCGACAGGGACAGCCCUAAAGGUGACAUUCUCUUCGAUGCAGAUACGGAACUUUUUAAUUGUUGGAGUCGGGGAAAUAAUUCUGUAGAAGAUGGAGACGGACCUGAGAUGGAGGACGGAGGUGGAGUCGGUCGAUUUUCCGGGGUGGAUCAAGGGGAACCUCCUGAGCAAGAAGAAAAACAAGAGCCACUGGCCGGGGUAGAUGGAUCUCUUCGGGCGGCAUCUCCUGUUUUCAGCGCAAAGUCACGACGUACAGACGGCAAAUUACUUCAGAAAAUUUUCGCUGAGUUACAAAGGCAAAACGAGGGGGUUGAGGACGAGACAGAUUAUUUAGAUCUGUUGAUUACCCUCGUGACCGAUACAGUCGAUAUAUUACGCCCCAUUGUGGUAGUAACUGACAAGGAACGGCGCCGGAAGCAAGCACGAAGUGGCGGGAAAAACGAUGAAGAAGAUGGAAUGCAGGUCGUUUCCAAUAUUGGAGAUGUUGGCAAAGAGAAAGAUAAAAAACUUGCUGUAGCUGAAGGUGAAUCAGGACAACCACGGGCACGGAGAGGUGAAGAAAGAACUGAAAAUCAGAAUGACAAGCAAUCUAGCGUUUUGUCGGCCAAAGAGAUUACGAUAAGGAGACAGCGGGUUCGAGACGAAUGCGCGCGCCUCUAUCGCGUAGGCUGUGCACUGAUUCGGAUGCAGUUCGAAGUGAUCGCGUAUUUGACGCGUACUCUGCGCGUGAGUGAGGCCAAGCACAAGCUGAUCGAGAUGGAGAAUUUCCUAGCCAACGAGAGCAGCGAGAUCGGCUUAGAGCCCCUUCCAUUGCCGCUCAAGAACACAGCGAGUGUGGCUGUCAUCGAGGCGGUUCAAGAAGGAGUGCAGAAUUUUUACAAAAAUGCACGAAACAAUAGACCUUCACGUCAACCUGGCAGGCCUCGUGAAGCAUCUUCUACCGAAAACGAAAAUGUCGAGUUUUCUCUGGUCGUUUGCGAUCUCGACGAUGCCGCGAAUGAGCCGAGCUUCGGAGGUUCUCUGUCUUCUACCCGUGGUGCAGCGGCAGCUAGCGAACAAAAUGUUUUCAAUCCAGACGAUUUUCUCAUUCCUGCACCUGCCGCGAACGCAUUGGGUCAGCAUGCAAUAUCAGAGAGAUCGCAGGCAACGCCUCCGCCUAUCCCUACCGGAAAGAGUGCGACCAGUCUGCGGAGCAACACUAACGCCUCCUCUCGUGGCGAGUCCGAUCAGGACUCCAUGGUGCCAGGACAGCAGGGCAUGCUGACACGCAGACGCCGACAAAUUUCGCGCAGCCAGAACAUCGCGAAAAGUCAUGUUAUCGUGGAAGACGUCCUGUCAUCACCAGGAGCGAUGACACCAUUGCAUUCAGGAGGGACACCUUCACGAGAAGUAACAACAGGCGGGUUCAGCGACGUACCGUCGACAGAAGUGAGCGAGCUACAGGGAGGAGGACCGCUGUUGCAGGAAGUGAUGCGCGGUGCGAACGUGGAGCUACUGAAUCAAAUACAACUCGAAGAAGAAGUAGAAGACGGAGAGCCGGAUUUCCUAGUUGGCGGAGGCUUCCUCGGAGGGCGACGCCGCGGUGGGGCAAGAAUAAAUGCGAAUCGACCGGUCAGCACGCCUCCUUCAGGAGGUAGCGGAAACGGUACCCAGGAACAAGAAGCUCCAGGUGCUGUUCCUUAUUGGACGUCCUCCGCAUCUGCCGUUCCCACCCGAGCUCAGAAAUACGCUAUUCUCGGCGCUGUGUUGUCAAACUCAGCUUUGGCGCGCGAAUACGUGGAGGACCGCCGAACGCAAAUCGUGUCCCAACUUUCGAAGUACUUUCGGCAUCUCCAGGGCACGUCUGCGGUGCGGCAGAUGUGCGAUUCGAUGGCCUACACGCUGAGUUGCGUGGAGUCCGCACUUACGCAGCUCUACGCGGAGAAGCGCGCAACGGACUUUGUUCCCUUCUCGUAUUCGAUGCUGGAUCCGGUGUACCGCGUUCCGAUGACGUUUGACGUCCGCAUCAACUACGCCAGGGACAAAGUGACCGCCUACUUCGACGUGAGUCCUGUGCCGCUUCCCAUUUCCCAAGUGGCUUCCAUCGUGCAUGAAAUCGACCUGAUGCAACCGCUCUGGCCCUUCAUGGAAAGCGCUACGACGGUGAAGGAGUGGACCUUGUCGGACCGCCUGUACAAGACUCGCUUUUCGCUGCCUCUGCCCGCCAUGUUGAAAAAUUGCUCCGAACAAUACCACCACCGUUGUAUGGGCGAUUUUCUGCACCUCGACGCGAUGAACUCGGUGCUGGAGAUUAAACGCAUGCACUACAAACUGUCCACGAUGAAGAAUGGUACUGCUACUGCUUGGAGUACUCCGACUACUAGGUGUUGGAGAUGAACUACGGGGGAAGUCAUUUCUUAUUCAUUGAUGAUUAUCACUACAAUCAAUCUCUUCGUUCAGGACUGGCGACUAUUUUUCUCACAGUAUGAUAUAAGGGUGUUCCUCAGCCAAAAUCUCGAUAUCCACCAAGUAUACUUACAAGCUAAAAAGUUUCUUUAAAAACAAUUUCACCAGGUGAGAAAAUUCCGGACGAGCAACAUUUUGAGCCUGGCCUAGUACUUUUCGAGUACUCUCCGCGGCCCCACCCACAGGUUGCAAAAGAAGUUUACGAGAACAACGCGAGUUUCCAGUGGCGCGGAGACACGGAAAUUCCAGGUUUGUCGGAGACAGAGCGACGCAGGAUAGUCCGAAAUUACAUUGACAGGCUGCUGAUGAUAGGCACGCCGAUGAAAGUCGUGAACCCGAAGUAUGACCCUGCUGACGGAACUCAGGGACCUCUUCUGCUGGACGCCAUGCACGCUCGUGGGAUGGUCGAGAUUGACUGGACCAGCUGGCUGCGAAGGUUAACUCCCAACACGCUCGUGCGCUACAUUGCUCGAACCGCAUGCACCACUUUCGUGAAUCGGAUCAUGAAGUUGCACCGCAACUUUGUGAAAUCCGAGAACCAGCAACGCAUUCUGGCCGACCCUGAGCGAUCAUACCUUUUCGAAAAGCUGGAGGAGAGGUGCGAAGAGUACUGCCGGAAAGAGUACAAGAGACUCAUUCACUGGGCUCACGAACAAGAAAGGAAACGUGCGCGCUCGCGAUCCCGGUCUCAUUGAGGCUGACAAGGACCCUUUAUAAUAUUGUCAUAUACAUAGUCAUAGUAGUCCUACUUCCUUCUCGACCUAGUCGUAGUCCUAGACGAUCCUCAACAUUUGUAUUUCUUUUCAAAAGCUACGACGUGCUUGGCUUGUCGUAGCUCGCCUAUGCAAUGUCCCCGUACCUUGCCCAAUCCUGGUUUAACGGACACAUGGCAUCCACUCGGCGCUACUUUCGUCUUGUUCUGCAU